AUGCAAACGAAACUGGCGGUUACCAUGGGGACGUGCCCAGGUGGUGAGAGCGAACUCUGCCUUUGCAAAAUUCUCGCCUCGCCGAUCACUCACAGCACGAUGGAUCUAGCAUCCCAACUUCACGAGCAGUUCCGCCUCUGCGGAGGGCAGUCAUUUCUGCCUCAGGACGACAUCGAGGCCACCUUUGCGGUCUUGUACGGCGAGUCCACCGAGCAGGACCGAAUCGAUUUCGACCUGCUGUUCCGCGGUCUAAACGAAGACAUCUGGGAACUCCAGCAAGAGCUGUUGGGGAACACAGUUGGAUGGUGGUGGGCCCUGGUCGCAGCAUCUCGUCUGUACGACCGUUUGAACGAGAUCAUGGACAAGAGGAUCAGGGCAUUGGCGAACGGCAGCCAUAUCAUUGUCAAGGGCUUGCCUCCAACCAUGCCAGGGCAAAUGAUGUCGAGGUGGGCGAGCGACUACGUCGCUAACUCUUCUGCUCGCUCGGCGUCCCUUUCCGCAACACCUCUGGAGAACAAGAGAAUCCCCGGGGAAACGAAGACUCGUCGUACGGCCCGCAUCCGUCGUGAAAAGCGUCAGCGCAAGGAAGCUGCUAUGACCAAGGCUGGUGCAUAUGUGAUCUUCCGCACAGCUGGACCAGUUACAGACUCAGUGGCUGGAAUACUCGACGUACUAACAUUGCUGUCUGGCACUGAAGUUAUAGCGAUACUCGCACUUGCGUGUCCGCUACCUGAGCCUCCGCAGAGAACAAAACUGGCUGUCUCAGUGCUAGCAUGGUCCUCGCUGCCUCUCGAUCUUGCUCGGCGUGAUGUUCGCCUGUUCGACCAAGCCUGCCAGUACGGUGACCAAGCCACCCCAUGCGACUUAAGCUUUGAUGAGGUCUGGUAG
Messenger RNA from Alternaria rosae, 888 nucleotides. RefSeq lists its product as uncharacterized. NCBI's taxonomy places the organism in Eukaryota, Fungi, Ascomycota, Dothideomycetes, Pleosporales, Pleosporaceae. The record is from RefSeq and is a predicted model, not a curated record. The transcript is spliced from 5 exons. Bases 1 to 888 code for a protein of 295 amino acids.